CAUUUCCAGACCUUUUAUCAAUUUGGAGAAUUGUACAACUGGGGACCGUUAUUACUGAGUGGUCACCAAAGUGGAGUCAUCUCAGUUAGUUACUGCUAUAAAUAAGAUGGUAAAGAAGUCUUCAAGUCACGGUAGCUCACCUGUCAACUCACCAACAAAAGAACCCCACAUAGAAGACAAGCCUUUGUCAAAGGAGAGCCCAGGAAACAACGCCACGAACGCCGAGGCUCCACCAAGCCCUGGGAGGAUACGACGCUCCUUGGAAGUCGCUACACAGUUAUGUUCCUCAAAUGCUGCCGUUCUGAGGGAACGACACCCUCAAAUUGCGGCAGGAAUGGACAGUGUAGGUAGCCGAACUAGAGAAGUACUGCACCAACUAGUUCCAGAAACUUGGAGUCCUUCCAAAUUGGGCGCCACAGUAGACAACUGGGUUGGUGACCUUCGCAUCAAGUCGGCUACGAAAAAAUCUUGGGAUGUUACCACAGAAUUGUUAGAGAAAGAAGUUGAACCAGUCGUGAAACACUUGGAACUAUCUGUCGAAAGUUUGGGUGGCAGCAUUGGCCGACUAGUAACGUCUUUUCUCAUCAUCGUGAAUGCUUUGUUCAAGGUCACUUCCCAAGUAGCUGAUUGCUUGUGGCAACCAUUAUGUUCUCAAACAAGUUCACCUUGUUCUUCAACGACACAGUGGGAACACUCCUGGAGUUCUGUAGGUUCCUCCGUGCAAGAUGUUCCCGUUUGGAGAAAAGUUGUGAGCUAUAUUGUACAAGUUGCAAUUCUUUUUAUCGCAUUGCCGUUGGCUUUUGUCCGCUUUAUUCGUUAUCGCCUUGUGUUUUUAGAUUCGAAUUUUAUGCGUUUUAAUAUUGUCUCUUUGACCAGUUUGAAUACGAAGAUGAAGACAGUAGCCAGUGAAUGGUUCUUGUUUCUGCAAGAAUUGUUUGCAUUUUUUCAUUUUAUGUUUGGUUGUUUCGCUGUCUAUGUCUUUGAAAUAAUGAAAGACUACCGAGGACCAGGUUCCACUCUAAUUCAGUCUAUUCCGAAACUAUUGCCAAAGUCGUUACAGUCGUAUAUUGUAGAAGAUACGGACGGUCAGGAUUCUUCAAGGGAAGGCGAUUACAAUGCGGAACUUGCUACGCGUGAACCGCAACAAGCUAUUCGCCGUCCAAAUUGUACAUCUUGAUGUAUCAUGGACUUUGAUAUGUAGAAAUCUUCUCAGUGUAGUAUUUUGUUGUAUUCUUAGUUAAAGUCUUAGUAUGAGUUAAUAAACAUGUUUGAACGUUGUCGCUAUCUUUGAAGUGUAGAUGGAAGGUUUCUUGUU
Molecule: messenger RNA, 1315 nt
Organism: Galdieria sulphuraria
Lineage: Eukaryota; Rhodophyta; Bangiophyceae; Galdieriales; Galdieriaceae
Exons: 1
Coding region: 107-1177 (356 amino acids)
Source: RefSeq, a predicted model, not a curated record